Molecule: messenger RNA, 5335 nt
Organism: Mauremys mutica (yellowpond turtle)
Lineage: Eukaryota; Metazoa; Chordata; Testudines; Geoemydidae
Gene: ADCY7
Product: adenylate cyclase 7
Exons: 27
Coding region: 460-3711 (1083 amino acids)
Biological process (GO): adenylate cyclase-activating G protein-coupled receptor signaling pathway; intracellular signal transduction; adenylate cyclase-inhibiting G protein-coupled receptor signaling pathway
Cellular component (GO): plasma membrane
Molecular function (GO): adenylate cyclase activity
Source: RefSeq, a predicted model, not a curated record
CGGCGCCUUUCCACCCCGGGGAGCCGCGGCUCACCCAGGAGACUCCCCGGAGCGAGACGGGAGGCGCGACCCGCCGCAGAGUUUAUCCCAUGAAACAGCACUCGGAGGGAAUUGCUGACAGCUUGUGGAAUGGAGUUAAAAUGAUUGUUGCAAAAUAAAACCUUGACAGCAGCAGCACAAGUAUCAAUCAAUUUAGAAAAAACUUGCAUGGAGCUGCUGAAGGGUAGGAUGUGGCUCUGCAGAGGAGGGCUCUUCCCUCUCAUUUAUAUUGAGAUCUGAACUUUAUGCUCAUGAGGAGAAGCGCAAGUGCAGAAUGUGAGUCACUCAGUGUGGUCAAGCAAGUCAGAACCAAGGGCUACCUUAGAAGACAGAAGUGCUCUUCAAAGAAGGACAGAUUUAUUUUUGCUUCGUUGUCAUCACUGGGAACUGAGAGAGAAGUCAAAGUCAAACUGGAAUAAAAUGCCAGCUAAGGGCAAAUACUUCUUUAAUGAAAAUGAAGACUGCAAGAUAACAGAUCCACUUUAUGAGAAGUACCGCUACACGAGCCAGCAGCACCCGCUUCUUCUCCUGCUGCUCUUCAUUGCAAUUACUUUCUGUAUUACACUAAUUAUAAUAUUCUUUCCGGAAUCACAUCAUCAUCUUGCUUUCAUUAUUACAGUAUGUACUGCUUUUGUAAUAUUUGCAGUCAUGUACUUGCUUGUAUGCAUUGAAUCCUUAUUUCGGAGAUGGCUGAAAUUAUUUGGGAUUUUGAUUUGGAUCUGCUUCCUGACCAUAGGAUACGUGUCAGUUUUUGGAAGGGGAGCUACCUCUUCAUUCUAUGCAUGGGAACAGGUGCCAUUCUUCCUGUUCAUAAUCUUCACAGUUUAUACCAUGUUACCCUUUGGGAUGAGAGAUGCUGUCAUCAUCAGCAUCCUUUCUGCAGUGUCCCAUAUUGUAGCCCUAAGCAUUGCAGUGACACUAUAUCCUGAGCCAGGUCAACAACUCACUACGUUUCAGUUACUUGCAAAUGCUGUAAUUUUUCUUUGUGGUAACCUGAUGGGUGCAUUUCACAAGCAUCGGAUGCAAGAUGCUUCAUGGGAUUUGUACAGAUACACUUUAAAGUGCAUUCAAGUCCGAAUGAAACUGAAGAUUGAAAAGAGGCAACAAGAAAGCUUGCUUUUAUCUAUACUGCCGGCUCAUAUCUCAAUGGGAAUGAAACUAGCCAUCAUAGAGCGACUGAAGGAAACCAAUGAUGAUAGGCAAAUGCAUGAUAAAAACUUCCAUAGUCUGUAUGUGAAAAGACAUCAGAAUGUUAGCAUCCUGUAUGCAGACAUUGUAGGAUUCACUCGUCUGGCUAGCGACUGCUCUCCAAAGGAGCUGGUAGUGAUGCUGAAUGAGCUCUUUGGGAAGUUUGAUCAAAUUGCAAAGGAAAAUGAAUGCAUGAGAAUAAAAAUUUUGGGAGACUGUUAUUACUGUGUCUCAGGCCUACCUGUGUCCUUACCGGUUCAUGCCCGGAACUGUGUGAAAAUGGGACUUGACAUGUGUGAAGCUAUAAAACAAGUGAAAGAAGCCACUGGAGUGGACAUCAGUAUGAGAGUUGGUAUCCAUUCUGGGAAUGUACUUUGUGGCGUGAUUGGACUCCGGAAAUGGCAGUAUGAUGUGUGGUCUCAUGAUGUUUCCUUAGCUAAUCGUAUGGAAUCCUCAGGAAUACCUGGUCGUGUACACAUCACUGAAGCAACGCUAAAUCACCUAGGCAAAGCUUACGAAGUGGAAGAAGGGAAUGGACCCCUGAGAGACCCAUACCUUAAAGCAAUGAACAUCAAAACCUACUUGGUGAUUGACCCGAGGUCUAAACAGCAUACGUUGAAUAAUCAUCUCCCUAAAACACGAGUGAACGAUGGGCUGAAGAUGCGAGCCUCUGUCCGUAUGACACGUUAUUUGGAGUCCUGGGGAGCAGCCAGGCCCUUUGCCCACCUGAACCACAGAGAAAGUGUCAGCAGUGAAUCUUCAGCUCCAAGUGGGAGACAAAGAAAGGAGAUACCUUUGAAUUCUACAGGUCGUCAAAAGACUUCAGAUAGAAAUACAUCCCAGAAGGGAAGGAUAGAAGAAGAUACUUACGAUGAAAUGAUGUCGACCAUUGAGGGUCUCAGUUCGACUAAACCAUCGUGUAGUAACUCAGAUGACUUCUGUGGAUGCUCACUGUUUUUUGUAGAAUCAGGAUUGGAAAAAGAGUAUCGCACCAUCCCCAUCCCCAGACUGAGGAGUUACUUUGCCUGUGCCAGUAUUGUGUUGCUCUGUAUAUUUGUGAUACAGAUGUUUGUCCUGCCAAAAACUGCAAAACUGGGACUUUCAUUUGGAAUUGUAGGAGGCAUAAUUGUGCUUAUUUUGUGUGUAUGUUUUGCUGAUAAAUGCCUGAAAUGCUGCUCAGAACAAUGGCCUUCAUUGCGCCACCUUUGUGCUAUUUCGGAUAAGGUAGAAACAAUGCCUCUAGUGAGACUCCCUUUAGCAGUCAUCACUAUAGGUGCGUUGCUGGUUAUCGCCAUUUUUAAUUUGCCUGCUGAAAACAGUAGAUCCAUAAACGCUACUGGAUCAAGUGAUGAGGUUGUCACCUUCGUGGCUACUGAAAAAAGUACAGCUGUGGACUUUACUGGAUCCUGUAUUAAGGAUGUCAUCUUGCCUUAUUAUACUUAUUGCUGCAUAUUAGGGUUUAUUGCCUGCUCUGUAUUCCUUCGGAUGAGCUUCGAACUCAAAGUUCUCCUUCUGUCCAUCGCUGUUUCUGUGUACAUCUUCCUCUUUAAUACCUCAAACAACUUCAGUGCAGGCUGCAGCAAUGACAACAGUACCACUCAAAGGCUUUUCAUGAAAAAUCCAAUACUGAUGACUAACUUAUACCUGGCUCUGUUUUACGUAACUCUGAUCCUAUUUUCAAGACAGAUUGAGUAUUACUGUCGACUAGAUUGCUUGUGGAAGAAUAAAUUUAAAAAAGAACAUGAACAAUUUGAAACCAUGGAGAACGUAAACAGGCUCUUGCUGGAAAAUGUCCUUCCGGCACAUGUUGCUGCUCAUUUCAUUGGUGACAAAUUAAAUGAGGAUUGGUACCAUCAGUCUUAUGACUGUGUCUGUGUCAUGUUUGCAUCAGUACCUGAUUUUAAGGUGUUUUAUACCGAAUGUGAUGUCAAUAAAGAGGGACUGGAGUGCUUGCGGCUGCUGAAUGAAAUCAUUGCUGAUUUUGAUGAGCUGUUGUUAAAACCUAAAUUUAGUGGUGUUGAAAAAAUCAAAACCAUUGGAAGCACUUACAUGGCAGCAGCAGGCCUUAGUGUCGCACCAGGACAAGAGAACAACCAGGACCAGGAGAGACAGCAUGCUCAAAUUGGGAUCAUGGUGGAGUAUGGAAUUGCCUUGAUGAGUAAACUGGAUGGCAUCAACAGACAUUCCUUUAACAAUUUCCGCCUACGUGUUGGGAUAAACCAUGGGCCUGUAAUAGCAGGUGUGAUUGGUGCUCGUAAACCCCAGUAUGAUAUCUGGGGCAACACUGUCAAUGUCGCUAGCAGGAUGGAGAGUACUGGUGAACUUGGAAAAAUCCAGGUUACAGAAGAGACAAGCAAAAUAUUACAGGAACUGGGAUAUUCAUGUGAAUGUAGGGGACUCAUUAAUGUCAAAGGAAAGGGAGAACUAAGGACUUACUUUGUGUGCACAGAUACAGCCAAAUCCCAAGGUAUUGGACUGAAUUGAGUCUGUAACGAAGUUUGUCAAAAUGUAUUUUGAGCCACCACUUCUCUUCUGUGAAGUCUUAGAAUUUCCCUCCUUAUGUGAAGGAGAUUAUUCCAAAUGUAUGUGUCCUAACGGUUCCUCUGCAUCUCAAGGUAGGAGAGUGACUUUAAAUGAAGUCUGAAAGUGCCUAGAAGCAAUUGUUGGACUGCCUGUUUCUGGGAUAAUUUGACGAUUUUUCUGGAAUUGUCUUGCAGCAUUUCCUAAUAUUUCCUUUCCUACAUCCAGUCUGGGAGACUAAAGGCCUUAAUAGCACAUGCAGAUGCACUAUUGAACUAAUUUCCCAGUUAAAACAGACAUUAGGAAAAACUUCCUGACUGUCGGGUGGCUAAGCACUGGAAUAAAUUGCCUAGGGAGGUUGUGGAAUCGCUGUCAUUGGAGGUUUUUAAGAACAGGUUAGACAAACACGUGUCAGGAAUGGUCUAGUUAUUAGGUAGUCCUGCCUUGAGUGCAGGGGAUUAGACUUGAUGACCUCUUGAGGUCCCUUCCAAUCCUAUACUUACGAUUCCACUGCCUCAUUCUUUGUCAGAUCUGCUAGCAGUGUGGCAAUUCAGAGACCUUAAGAAAAAGUGACAGUGUAUUUGGACCCUGCAUAUAUGCAUGGUCUUUAGUGCAAAGCUGUUUUCAGGACAAAAGACUGCUGUAUGGAGGAGAGACACAAGUGAACUACAGUUUAUUAUAUGGUGAUUAUACUCUAGCUCCUUUUGGAAAGAGUAAUUGCGCAAUAAUUCAUGUUCCCCUGUCCCUUUUCCACAAACUCACGCCUCCCCCAUACCUAUAGCUUAUAUUAUGUAAAGCUUUUCUUGAUCAGCAGUUGUACAGGAAAUGAUUUUUGUCUGGAGUUGGUUCAAAAUACCUCUAUUAUGGAUACAACCCACGUUGCUCUCUUUACCCUGCUUUUCACUAUACCAAGGGACAAACCAUAUUUCAUUUCUUAGAUGAGAUGAAAACUGUUUUAGUACGUAUUGGAAGUAAGCCACUUUGACCUUCAGAAUUAGUCUUUUGACUUUGAAGAAAUCCAGACUAUUUCCAGAGAGUGAAAGCCCAUUUAGGGAUGUGCAUGUUGCAGUGAGACAGUAAAUGUUAGCAGGACAGAAAUGUGAGUAUUGCAUUCGCUGCAAUCAUGCCCUUUGACUGUGUGUAUUUAUACUGUGUUUUGUGAGGUUCUCGUUUGGUUUCCAUUGCCUGUAUGAGGCCAGUCCCUCAAACUGCUGACUUGUUUCUGAGGUACACAGAAUUGCUAUCCCAACUUUUUCUUGUCAUUAACAAAAUUUGCAUUUAACGUGUUAGUCAGGAUUGGUGCUUACGAAGGUGAAGUAUAAACUGCAUUGGCCAGUCAGGCAGGAUACCAGCAGCUGAUGUGAAAACUUCCCUUAACAGAUCUUUCAAUGCACCUUAAUUCUGACCUGCCAGCUAUUCUCCUGCUCGGACUUUCUGCUGACAAGAAACAGCCACUCAAAUUGUGUAGGUUUCAGAGUGGUAGCCGUGUUAGUCUGUAUCAGCAAAAAGAACGAGUGGCACCUUACAGACUAACUUUUAUUUGGGCAUAAGCUUUCAUGGGCUAAAACCCACUUCAUUGGAUGCAUGU